CGGAGAAUUCUUUCCACCGGUGGACAGGUUUCGGCAAAAAUGGGAAGAGCUAUCGGUUAGGCGUUGGAUGGAUUUUUAUGGGUUAAACCUAGGGUUACACUAAGUUUGACUUUUUUUUUAUUUUUUAGGAAAUUUCAGAAAAAUACGAAUACCUUGCAAGACCUUACUUCCCGAAGAUCUUUUCGAUUCCAGCAUGGAUGUGCCUUGGGCCGGACUGGCCGAACGACAACAUCGCCGUAUCACAGGUGUGCGACGGGGUUCGCUGAACCGCCCGUCCUUUCGUAUUAUUUUUAUCACCAUUUGCGAUGGAUCCCUCGUCCCUAUCAAGUACGCGUUCCGAACUCCCUACCAAGUACGCAUUCUGGAAUCGACCACCCUCAAACUGGCCAAAUCGACUCCAUCUGUACUGAGGUGCAGAUCUUUCGGGCCGUGUACGACAGGUGCAAGUGCAACGCUGACGGAAGGAACGUCGACAACGUCGUAUCCAAAGUUCGCUUUUCGUUGAAGACAGUAGAACAGCUGCUGAGCGUAGUUCGUCUGUCGGGAAUCCUCGAUUGGGAUCAUCUGCUGGACGCGAUCACGGAAUAGACGGCCUCGACGCAAUUGCCUUACCGUGGAGCGCUGUGGCCAGAGGAGAACGUCGCGUGCAACAAGUUCAACUCGAAGAUCAUCCAGGGUGAGCUCAAAUCUGAAGCUGAUGGGAAGUCAGACGAGUGCGCCGUUUGAGGACGUUCAGGGUCUCGCGUUGUAUCAUCGGGAAUCUCCGCAAGAAUGAACCCAUCAUCAAACUGACCGACACCCAAUCGCGGAUCCGUUGGCGCGCGCCGUCCAGUGGCACCCGGAAGUGGCCACUCAGUUGUGGGUAGCCAGCGAGGAAGAUCAAGCCCCCUCCGUUCAACUGUGGGAUCUUCGCUACGCGACUGCCCCCACCAAAACCUUCCACAUCUACCAGCGGGGUGUCCUCGGUCUGACCUAGUGCCCGAAGGAUUUCGACCUGGUCGCUUCCUGCGGCAAAGACAACAAAAUCUACUGCUGGAACCAAAACUCCGAAGAGCAAAACGGGAAAAUCCUCUCCGAACUUGCGACCAAAAACCAGUGGAACUUUGACGUGGCCUGGUGUCCGCGCAACCCGAUGCUCAUCGCCGGUCCCAGCUUCGACGGCAACGUAACCGUUUAUUCGACCAACGGCGGAGCUCACGCCCAGGUGCAGAUGGUGAACAAAAUAGCUGAUUCGUUCCCCGGAGUGGACAGCAUCGAGCACGAGCCGGUUCAUCCGUUCGCAGGACAGCCGCAGCCUACCUGCAACGAUCUGAAGCGACCGUCCAAUUAGUUGAAGCAACCGGUGGGAGCGUGCUUUGGGGUGAGUCGCCAUCAUAAACUUUCACAAAACAAAACCUAACAUUUUCAACCCCUCACAGUUCGGCGGCAAGCUGGACACGUCCAACGGAACGAGCCGCACCGUCAUCGUGAACCAGGUCGUAACAGAUCGCGAGCUGAUCCAACGCUCGAACCGUCUCGAGCAAGUGCUGGCCGAGGGCACUCGCUCCGACGCCUGCGUGAGAAGGAACUUGAAGGAUUGCUGGGAGACUGCUCGGCUUGACUGCGCGAACUACUCCGAUGCCGGGGACAUUUGAAGCGACCUAAAUUUUCUCGAAGCACCAUUUAAAGAAAAAAAAACUUAUUGUGUUUUCAUUGCUGUACUAUUUUACAUAUUAAUAAAUAAUUAUGCCGUUGUGGUUUUAUUUUAGUUUAUAA
Messenger RNA from Culex quinquefasciatus (southern house mosquito), 1755 nucleotides. RefSeq lists its product as uncharacterized. Lineage: Eukaryota; Metazoa; Arthropoda; Insecta; Diptera; Culicidae. The record is from RefSeq and is a predicted model, not a curated record. Bases 194 to 505 code for a protein of 103 amino acids. The transcript has 2 exons.